Punica granatum (pomegranate) is the source of this 2047-nucleotide messenger RNA. The record is from RefSeq and is a predicted model, not a curated record. NCBI's taxonomy places the organism in Eukaryota, Viridiplantae, Streptophyta, Magnoliopsida, Myrtales, Lythraceae.
AUUUUCCUGUUUUCCGCCUCUUCGCUGUGUCCAAUUCCACUGUUCUCGGUUCGGCUUCAAUCUGAAUCCGACACCAACCCAGAAAAAGGGUUUCGAUUCUUCUUCUUCUUCUUCAUCUCUCUCUCUCUCUCAGAGCGCGGGCAUGGCUUUGGCGGGUCUCGCUCGGCGGAAGGCUUACAUCCUCACUCGGAACCUAUCCAGCUCCACCUCCGAUGCCCUCCGCUACUCCUGCUCCCUCACCACCUUCUCCCGCGGCUUCGCCUCCUCGGGAUCCGACGACAACGACGUCGUCGUCAUCGGCGGCGGCCCCGGCGGCUACGUGGCGGCCAUCAAGGCCGCCCAGCUCGGCCUCAAGACAACCUGCAUCGAGAAGCGCGGCAGCCUCGGCGGCACUUGCCUCAACGUAGGUUGCAUCCCGUCCAAGGCACUGCUUCAUUCCUCCCACAUGUACCAUGAAGCUAAGCACUCAUUUGCCCAUCAUGGGGUGAAGUUCCCGUCAGUUGAGGUUGACCUACCAGCUAUGAUGGCCCAAAAGGACAAAGCAGUGUCCAAUCUUACGAAAGGUAUUGAAGGCCUCUUCAAGAAAAAUAAAGUAAAUUACGUCAAAGGUUAUGGUAAGUUCCUCUCUCCCUCGGAGAUUUCUGUUGAAAAUCUUGAUGGUGAGAACACAGUUGUGAAGGGAAAGAAUAUUAUAAUCGCCACUGGCUCCGAUGUAAAAUCCUUACCGGGGAUUACCAUUGAUGAGAAGAGGAUUGUCUCGUCAACUGGAGCCCUAGCCUUGACAGAAAUUCCCAAGAGGCUUGUGGUGAUUGGAGCGGGUUACAUUGGGCUUGAAAUGGGCUCAGUCUGGGGUCGUUUGGGCUCAGAGGUAACUGUUGUUGAGUUUGCCCCUGAGAUAGUUCCCACCAUGGAUGGUGAGAUUCGGAAGCAAUUCCAACGUGCCCUCGAGAAGCAGAAGAUGAAGUUCAUGCUUAAAACAAAAGUUGUUGGAGUCGACAGUAAUGGUGAUAGCGUGAAGUUAACCCUUGAGCCUGCUGCUGGUGGAGAUCAGACCAUCCUCGAGACCGAUGUCGUACUCGUCUCUGCUGGUAGAGUCCCGUUCACCGCUGGGCUCGGUUUGGAUAAGAUAGGUGUGGAAACUGAUAAAGCCGGGAGAAUCUUGGUCAAUGAACGGUUCUCCACAAAUGUCCCUGGUGUCUAUGCGAUUGGGGAUGUAAUUCCCGGACCCAUGUUGGCCCACAAGGCAGAGGAGGAUGGGUUUGCCUGUGUGGAAUUCAUUGCUGGCAAAACUGGCCAUGUGGACUAUGAUAAGGUUCCUGGGGUUGUGUACACACACCCUGAGGUCGCCUCUGUGGGCAAGACCGAGGAGCAAGUGAAGGCUCUUGGGGUGGAAUAUCGGGUUGGGAAGUUCCCUUUCCUUGCUAACAGUCGGGCUAAGGCAAUUGAUGAUGCUGAAGGAAUCGUGAAGAUACUGGCCGAAGAGGAGACAGACAAGAUCCUGGGAGUCCACAUAAUAGCUCCAAAUGCUGGGGAGCUAAUUCACGAGGCCGUGCUUGCGAUUCAGUAUGAUGCAGCUAGUGAAGAUAUCGCAAGGGUUUGCCAUGCACAUCCUACAAUGAGUGAGGCCUUGAAGGAAGCCGCGAUGGCAACUUAUGAUAAGCCCAUCCACAUAUGAAAAGUGAGGAAGAUGUUCGUGAGCAUGCUUAAAAGAGGAUCCAUGGAGCAAUUGAGGGGGGAAGUGGCGGUGUUGCCAUUUCUGUCUGCAUAGUUUUCUGCAAUUCUUGUCCUGGUUUCGGGAUUCCUCUAGCGAGGUUCUUUUGGUCCGAUUUAAAUCGGAGAGAAUGAUAAAGCAUUGUGAAGUUGGGGGAAGUACAAUUCUCGACUUGACUGCACGUAUUUUCUGUUUGCUGUUCUAUAUACCUGGUUGUGUCUAAUACUAUAACCUUGGAUAAUCGGAGGAAGGGAAAGAGAUGCAUUGUCUCAUCCGGGCCGAUGAUUCCAAAGGUUCCCGUGUAUUGAGAAAAAAUAAAUCAUUCUUGAACAUGAA